GGCCCCCGAGUUUGUGCAUGGCGAAGUCCCCGGAGAACUCUACCCUGGAGGAGAUUCUGGGGCAGUAUCAACGUAGUCUCCGGGAACGUGCAAAUAGAAGCAUUCACCAGUUGAAAUGUGCCCUGAGAGAAGGUGAUGUCACCGUUGGAGAAGAUAUGCUGGAUCCUUCUUUUAAUACCAGUGUAGGAAAUGAGGAUGCUGGAAAUGCCUGGCGUGAACUACAACACAGCCAUGCCGUUAAUCAACUCAAAGCUUUGUUGCGCCAACAAGCAACCAAGGAAAGUGAGGUAUCUCUAGGAAGACAAGAAACAUCCUCUUUGAGGUCAUCAGAAUGUGAGGAAACCAAUAUGCCUACUGUCCACAAUCUUGUUCCUAUCAUCAAUGACCAGUCUCAGUACAUUUAUCAUUUAGAGGCAGAAGUCAAAUUCUGCAAGGAGGAACUGUCUGGAAUGAAAAAUAGGGUACAAGUAGUUGUGCUUGAAAAUGAAAGGCUCCAACAAGAGCUGAAAUCUCGAGGACAAGAAGAAAUGAGGGAACAAACACUUCUGGAUGAAUCUGGAAACAUGCAGAAUUCUUGGAUUACAACAGGUGACGACUAUAGGGUGGAUGAAGCUGCAAAGAGAUCAUUUUCAUGUGGCAAUGCCAAUACUGUCAAAGUGGCUUCUGCUGGUGAGGCUGAGAAAUGGAAGCUAGAACUGGAGAGACUAAAACUUACUUAUGAGGAAAAGAGUGAAAUCCUGGAAUCUCAAUUGACUUUUUUGAGGAAAGACUUAGCUGAAUAUCAGAAAAACUGUGAAGAUCUUAAAGAGCGACUAAAGCAUAAAGAGUCUCUUCUUGCUGCUAAUAUUUCUAACCGUGUUGGUGGUCUUUGUUUGAAAUGUGCUCAGCAUGAAGCUGUUCUUUCCCAAACCCAUAAUAAUGUUCACAUACAAACCAUUGAAAGACUGACCAAAGAAAGAGAUGACUUAAUGUCUGUGCUAGUUUCCGUGAGGAGCAGCUUGACAGAGGUGCAGCAAAGAGAAGCAAGUGCUUAUGAGCAGGUGAAACAAGCUGUGAAAAUGACUGAGGAAGCCAGUUUUGAAAAAACUAAGGCUUUGAUCCAAUGCGAACAGUUGAAAAAUGAGCUGGAGAGGCAGGCAGACCGACUUGAGAAAGAACUUGCAUCUCAGCAAGAAAAAAGAGCCUUUGAGAAAGAGAUGUUGAAAAAAGAAAUAACAAAAGAAAGAGAAGACAUGGGCUCAAAGAUGUUGACCCUAUCUCAGAAUAUUGCCCAACUGGAGGCUGAGGUGGAAAAGGUUACAAGAGAGAAAAUUUCAGCUGUUCAUCAACUCGAGGAAAUUCAAAACCAGCUUGCUUCCCGGGAAAUGGAUGUCACAAAGGUGUGUGGAGAAAUGCGCUAUCAAUUGAAUAAAACCAAAAUGGAGAAGGAUGAGGCUGAAAAGGAGCACAGAGAGUACAGAACAAAAACUAAAAGGGAUCUUGAAAUUAAAGAUCAGGAAAUAGAGAAAUUGAGUUUAGAACUGAGUGAAAGCAAGCAGCGCUUGGAACAGCAGCAGGAGAAGGCAACCCGGGCCAGAGAGGAGUGCCUGAAACUGACAGAACUGCUGGGCGAAUCCAACCACCAACUGCACCUCACCAGAGAGUUAGUUUCUGAAGUCAAAGCCAUAGAGAGUUCUCCUGUGCUCUAUCAAUUUGUACUGUCUGACGAGAUCCAUUUCUUGCAAGUGGAGCAUAUUAAGAUGCAGCAACCGCUGAAAAUGGACUGGUGGUAACUAAUUCCUUUGUUCUUAAGAAAAACGGUUUUGCUUGGUUCCAUAGAAAGCUUUUUCUAUUGAGCUUUAUUUACUCCAAGUCUACAGAAAUUUAUAGAAAAUAAAGCUUAAUUAUCUAUUUUCUAAAUGCAGUACUCUUUUGUAAGCAUUUUACACUUAGUCUAUGUUCAUGUUUUAUAAAAUCCACAUUCAUAAAUUUAAAGAUGACAAUAAAAAUGAAAGGAACUGUAUAUAUCUCUGUUUUGCACAGAAAAUGACUUGCUUGUUGGACUAAAUAAUUCUGACACACUAUUUGGGUUUUUUUUAGCAUUUCCUUCCCUUCACCAUUCUUUAUUGAUUUAUAUACUCAAGUGUGUGGCUGAGAAAUUUCAUAUAUGUGUUUUUAGCUGAAAUAAAUAAAUCUCACCCAGGUAACACUUCAUUUAGCCUUAACUUAAAUAUUUUGAGUGUCAUAUUCUAAGCAAAGUUUAAAAUUAAAUAUGAAAAAGAUGCUAUAAAACAGUGAUUAAAAUAAGGAUUUCAAAUCUUCUAGGGCAAAUAAAAUUUUUAAAUGAAUAAAAAUUUAUAGGUCAACCUGUCACUUCUUUUGGGAUUUCCCUUUAUUAUCUAACUGGACUUAAAAAUGAAAAAUAGAAAUUCAACAUUUUUUGAAGGACUCAAUUAGUAAAAUUACCAUUCAGUUAUUUAAUGAGUAUUUAUUGAGCACCUACUAUCUUUUACAUACAUUGGUUGGCCCUGGACAUAGAGAGAAAAAAAAAACUCAGUUCCUAUCCUUAGGUUGUUCACAUUCUACAAAGGAGCCAGAUCCAUAUAUGCAAUUACAAUAGAGUGUGAUGACACUGUAAUGAGAGAAAUUAAGAUUGCCACAGACGCACAUAGGAAAGAGAACCGUCUCAUUCUAUUAAGUGGAGGUGAAGGAGAUAGGGAAAGCUUUCUGAGUUCAUGAAAAAGAGUCCUCAAAGUAGAGAAAGGUGGGGCAAACACCGCAAGUAGAGGGAACAAUAUAUGCAAAGAUGUAAAGUUGGGAGAGAAUAUAGACUCUACAGUUACUUUAGGUGUUUGGCAAGAGAGGGAGAGGGACCAGAAGAAGGGUCUUGUGGGCCAUAUUCUGGAAUUUUGGCCAUUCUGAGAAUAAGGGAUUACUCUUAAUGUAAAGUUUAAAUCAGGGCUUCUAACAUGAUCAACUUUUGGGGUUAGGAUCCCGACUCAGACAGCUGUGUAGAGUGACCUUGGAGAGUUGAUGUAGGAGAUAAGAAAACCAGUUAGGACAGAGUUGGUAACUACAGCCCAUAGGCCAAAUCUGGUGCAUCAUCUGUUUCUAAAGUGAUCCAUGAACUAAGAAUUUUUUCUUUUUAUGUAAAAAUUAGCCU
Molecule: messenger RNA, 3142 nt
Organism: Odocoileus virginianus texanus
Lineage: Eukaryota; Metazoa; Chordata; Mammalia; Artiodactyla; Cervidae
Source: RefSeq, a predicted model, not a curated record